AUGAUCAACAAACUCGCUAACUACAGAGUAUUCACAAGAUUUGAUUUGAAGAGCGCAUAUCACCAAAUCCCAAUAAAAGCAUCAGACAAGAAGUACACAGGCUUUGAAGCAAAUGGAAAGUUGUAUCAAUUCUGUCGCAUUCCAUUUGGCGUAACAAAUGGUGUUGCCGUAUUCCAAAGGCAAAUGGACAAACUUGUAGUUGAGGAAGGUCUGAAAGAUACGUUUCCCUAUCUUGAUGAUAUUACGAUUGCCGGUCGUAAUCAGAGUGAGCAUGACAUCAACCUUAAGGCUUUCCUGGAUAUGGUUGAACGUAGGAAAUUGACUCUUAAUGACUCAAAAUCGAUCAUAUCAACCAGAGCUAUCAAGAUACUUGGAUACUUGAUUGAAGAAGGACCAAUCAAGCCUGACCCAGAAAGACUUUUCCUCUUCAGGAAUUUCCACCACCAAAGAAUCUCUCCUCUCUCCGUAGAGGUGGGAGACGCCGUCGCAUAUAUUUCCAGGACAUUACAGAAUAGUGAGUUGCGCUAUCCAGCUGUGGAGAAGGACGCCACUGCUAUUACUGAAGCUGUACGUAAAUGGAGCCACUUCCUGAUGCGUCGUCCAUUCACUUUGAUUACUGAUCAGCGUUCUGUAGCUUUCAUGCUUGACAAUCGUAGACGUACCAAAGUGAAGAACAACAAGAUACAGGGAUGGAGACUGGAAUUAUCCUCAUUCAGUUAUUCAAUAAAGUACAGGCCUGGAAAGGACAAUGUAGCUCCUGAUACCUUCACCCGUGCAUUUUGUGCCUCGGCUACCACUUCAUCAAAUCUCUCUGAUAUUCAUAUCCAGUUAUGCCAUCCAGGUGUUACUCGUUUGUUGCAUUUCGUCCGCUCCAAAAAUCUCCCAUACUCCACAGAUGAUGUCAGAAGAGUUUGUGCUUCGUGUAAAAUAUGUGCGGAGUUGAAGCCACAAUUCUUUCGUCCACCUACAGCUACCCCUAGCAAGGCUACGCAGCCGAUGGAAAGACUCAGUGUUGACUUUAAAGGACCACUUCCCUCUUCGACACGUAAUACGUACAUACUUACCAUUAUUGAUGAAUAUUCGCGAUUCCCGUUUGCUUUUCCAUGUCCAAACGUGAACACGGCAACCAUCAUUCAGUGUUUCAAUCAGUUAUUUGCACUGUGUGGUACACCAAACUUUAUCCACUCAGAUCGCGGUGCAUCGUUCAUGUCCCAAGAGCUCAAGACCUAUCUUUCUGAAAAGGGUAUUGCUACAAGCAGAACCACACCUUAUCAUCCCAAUGGAAAUGGCCAGGUAGAGAGAUUCAAUGGAAUUAUUUGGAAAAGUAUUCGCUUGGGACUUAAGUCACACAAUUUGCCUGAUUCCAACUGGGAAGUCAUGGUGCCGGAAGCUCUGCACUCGAUACGCUCACUUCUGUCUACAUCUACUAACACAACUCCCCAUGAGAGAUUCUUCAAGUUUCAGCGUCGCUCACCCAGUGGAACAUCAUUACCGUCAUGGCUGAGUGUUCCAGGCAAAGUCAUGCUACGUAGGUUUGUUAGACACACAAAAAUGAUGCCCUAG
Messenger RNA from Gigantopelta aegis, 1563 nucleotides. RefSeq lists its product as uncharacterized. The transcript is spliced from 2 exons. The record is from RefSeq and is a predicted model, not a curated record. Gene Ontology annotation, biological process: DNA integration. The coding region runs from base 1 to 1563 and encodes 520 amino acids. Gene Ontology annotation, molecular function: nucleic acid binding. Lineage: Eukaryota; Metazoa; Mollusca; Gastropoda; Neomphalida; Peltospiridae.